Vanrija pseudolonga is the source of this 675-nucleotide messenger RNA. RefSeq lists its product as uncharacterized. The transcript is spliced from 2 exons. Bases 1 to 675 code for a protein of 224 amino acids. NCBI's taxonomy places the organism in Eukaryota, Fungi, Basidiomycota, Tremellomycetes, Trichosporonales, Trichosporonaceae. The record is from RefSeq and is a predicted model, not a curated record.
AUGUACACCUACGACGUCCAGCCCUGCACAGACACCGAAACCUGCCCGCCCGGCUGCCAAGUGGCAUACUUCGGUAUCCAGAAACAGCCCACAAUCGGGUUACACUUGUACGGCCUCCGUGCGGCCAUGUCUUCAACUCAGCCAGACGACAUUGGAGAGCUCAAGUACCACCUCGGAUUCUGGUUCCGCAAGCACUGUAGGAACAUCCCCGACGGGCUCUUUCCGUCCAUGUUUGGCACCCCCACGGCCACCUGUAGUGCUGGGUGCGACUAUCGAAGCCUCCCCGCUUUCGCGUACGGGCAUGGACUACCUCCCGGCGUCGACCACUUAAGUCAACAUCAGCUCAAGGGAGAAGAGGUCAUGCUCCAAGUCAAGAAGUCGCGGAAGAAGGGAAAGGCGCACCCGAAAGCAAAGAUGCUCGUCAUCGUCGUCCGCAUGUGCAAGGACUGCUACCAGUCAAAGCUGGCUGAGGUGGGCAAAGAGCUUGAGGCUGCCAAGAGCGCCGUUCGCGAGCCAACGCAAACCAUGUCGGGACCCUCGAAUACUCUCGCCGACGAAACCUCGACCUCCCCUGCGGCACAGAAAAUCCGUCGCACCCAGACUUGUUUCUGCGACGAGUGCCUCAACCCGCCUGAGCGCUACGCAUGUAUCGACGAUAGCGACCUGGAGGACUAG